Oreochromis niloticus (Nile tilapia) is the source of this 6544-nucleotide messenger RNA. RefSeq names its product sterile alpha motif domain containing 1b (gene samd1b). Bases 426 to 2396 code for a protein of 656 amino acids. Gene Ontology annotation, biological process: negative regulation of DNA-templated transcription. Gene Ontology annotation, cellular component: nucleus. Lineage: Eukaryota; Metazoa; Chordata; Actinopteri; Cichliformes; Cichlidae. Gene Ontology annotation, molecular function: DNA binding; histone binding; chromatin binding. The record is from RefSeq and is a predicted model, not a curated record. The transcript is spliced from 7 exons.
GCGCGGCUCACUCUCAUUCGCCAUAACGCUCAAAAAUACAACACGCAAAUACCCGGCGUGUCCUCGACGGAGGCUGCAUGCGUGUUUCUUUGUGCUGAAAUCGACUGUGCUGCUGUAAACCGUAGGCUGAUCAGAAUAAGACUGCGAACAAAGAACGUGGCUCUGAGCCACGCGAACGCGAGUCAAUUCCACCUUAAAUGCAAUUUGCGUCUCUGGCGGCAGAGACCAUAGGCGCCAUCUUCGGUCCACCUUAAGCGCACAAUGUGGCAAACGAACGCAAGCGUACCAGCCAGGCUUCCGUCCUCAUUCUCCAGCCGGGGAUCGCACUUUGGCUUCCCAGCUUUGACACAGCGUCACUUGUGAAACAACAGAGAAGGAAAAAAAGACGCACUCGGGCCAAACCCCAUCCGCACCAGCAGGAGAAGAUGUCCGAGCCAAACAAGUACCGAGAGUGGAUCCUGGAAACAAUCGACUCUCUCCGCUCGAGAAAAGCCCGUCCGGAUCUGGAGAGGAUCUGUCGAAUGGUCCGGAGACGACACGGGUCAGACCCGGACCGAACCAGGACAGAACUGGAAAAACUGAUUCAAGAGCAGACGGUGCUCAAAGUUAGCUACAAGGGGUCCAUAUCGUACCGAAACGCAGCGAAGGUGCAGAGGAAAAGCAGAAAGAAGAGUGAGUUUACGGCCGCUGGCAGCAGCAGCAGCAGCGCGGAGGCAGCGAGGGAGCGGACCAAACACGAUCAUCUGAACAACAACGGCGACAGUGCGCACAGCUUCACGGACCAGGAGGAGGCAGAGGAGGACUCGGAGCCCAGCCCAGAUCUACACACUCAAACAUCAGGCAGCACCACCGGCAAAAAGCUCAAGCCUGCCUCCAGCCCGAGUAGCGGAAACGGGUGCCUCAGUUGUGGCGCAACAACGGGCUGUGCUGUCGGGAGCGGCUGUAAAGAGGAGAAAGCGAGUGCACCGAGAGACAAGGGAUUAGGACAGCAGGCGGCGGGGGACUGCCCGUCGCCCGGUUUCGGCCACAGGACAGGCGCACACAGCGGGGCUGACGGCAGCAGGACGGCUCAGAGCAAAGCCGAUGCAGUUAGCGCAGAAAAGGAGUGUGCUGUGUCCCGGGCUGACACGCAGAGCAAAACUUGCCCUGGGAGCGUCAGCAGUCUCCAUCAGAAUCAAAGGCAGAAGCAGUCUGUGCCCCUCAAGCCCAAACUUCGAGUCGGAGGAGGGAGCACCAAAACAACGGGGAACCACGCCAACUCGGACCUGGGCGACAGAUUAGUCGCUUCUGUUCGCAGCCUGUCCGAGAAGAGCCUCCGAGGGGGCUCAGCCGCCGUGACCAGAGGCCACAUGAAGCCGCUUGGGCUGAAGGAGAUCCUGGGCUAUCUGAGCAGCCAGGAACGACUGUCGGAGGAAAAGCUGACCCGAGGCAAAGUCAAAGUGGUCAUGGAGAGAGAGGUGGCGAGGGGCAGGCUGCGCAGGACCCGCUGCGGGAACAUUACUCUCCCUCUGAGAGGGGUGGUGGUAGAGGAACCGAUGCCGAAGAAUGCGUCCGCUGACAGACUUGCAAAGAGCGCACUGCAGGACAAACACGCUGUGAAAAAGCCGCCGUCACCCUCUCUCCAGGAGAAUGAGCCGAUGGAAACAGCCAGUGAAGAAGAGGAACGGGAAGACAAGGAGGAAGAAGAGGAGGAGGAUGAUACUCGGAGUUCUGAGGAGGAGGGAGGACUAUCCCCGGUAGCCAUGACAACCGAACCAGUGCUCAUUGAGAAAAUCAGAGAAGAUGCUGAGAUCCAGAAAGCAUCAAAGCAGGAGAGCCCCCAGCAGGAGCAGCAGGAGGGAGGCAAAGGUUUACCGGUGCUUGAUUUCCUCCCCGACACACCGGUUCAGGGAGCCUCGCAGUCACAGAGUAAUGGUCCAGUCAUGGAAGAGAGAGCUGGUUCCCUUGAUCAGAUACCAAUGGAGGUGCAAGUGAGUAAUCAGACACAGCAUGAUGGAAUAAACCACAGCUCCUCAGACUUUAACGAUUUGGAGUGUAAGACAGAGGUCGGUGUGUCGUCCUGCCUGCUAACACCCACAGCCUCCCCAAGAGACUCCAGCCGAUCUGAAGAACGAGGGAUAACCGUUAGCAGUGGAGUGCUCAUGAAGUCUGAGGGCGUCAAUGGGAGCCCAGUAAACUGGACAGUGUCAGAUGUUGUCAGUUAUUUCACAGCAGCGGGUUUCCCUGAACAGGCUGCUGCGUUCAGGACCCAGGAAAUCGAUGGAAAGUCACUUCUCCUCAUGCAGCGUAAUGAUGUUUUGACUGGCCUGUCAAUCAGACUUGGCCCCGCCCUCAAGAUCUAUGAACGUCAUGUAAAGGUUCUGCAGAAAACACACUUUGAGGAUGACGACUGCUAACAGCAUGAAUCAAAUACAAGCAGACUGUUAUGUUUGUAUCUACAUAUAGCUAACGUAGUAUAAAAAUGCAUGCAUGAUAUACAGUACAAUACACUUCACUUUUCAUCUCAUGUCACACAACACAUGCAAACACAGAAACACAGGUACGCACACACCGUUGUUUCUUAUCCUCCUGCCUCUUGACAUCAGAAAUGAGACUGGAUUUUCUAGACAACAAGGGUUUUCUAUCAGAGCACAAGUGUCGGAGGGAGGAAGUAGAGCAGAGAUUUUCAAACAACCAUGCAAUUUCUCCUUUAAGACAAACAAACAACAAUUAAGCACUUUGCAAUUGUACUGAUUAAACUGUGCAAAAUGUUUUUGUUUAAGCUGUCACUUCAUGCUGACUUUUAUGCACAUUUUGAAAGCGGCAUGUUUUUUUCUGGGACUUGGGGAAGGGGUCAUUUGCAUUUUUGGGCUAUGAUCUGAGAAUUUUCUUGUUGGUGUAUACCUUUCCUUCUACAAAUAGACAGAACAUGUUGAAAAGGACAGCAAAGAAAUUAGAGGUUGACCGGAUUUGAGACAUUCCCAAAGCUGAAAUAGGCUGAUGAUGGCUGGCAUGAUGAACCUUUAUAUUGUUCUCUAUGUUUAAAACAAAUUCUGUGCAGGGUUAUUGAAAUUGCUGGUUAAAGCAAUAAACUGACUAAGAUGUUUGAGGGGCGUUUGGACCAUGUCAGCUUGUCAGCUGGUUGAUUUUGUGUAACUUAAUAUCUCAUAUGGAAAAUGUAUUUUUUAAAUCUGCUUGGGGCUAUGCAUCACCACCUCAUAUGCUGGUUUUACAGAGAUACACUUUGAUAUUUGCUUUACAUCAGACUUUACUUCUUUAAUAGACACCUAAAAUCGCAUGUCACACAGAACUGUUUAACUAUCUUAUGUAGGUCCAAUUUUCUAGGAAUUAUGAGUAAGCUGAGAGCUUUUUUCCUAAACAAACUAAAUGGAUCGAUCUACUGGGAGUGAUCCACUCAUCAGUGAUGACUUACACAAAGAGUGUAAUUUUUAAGUGUAUUUAAAAGUGUUUAAGUGGAACUUCAGUUAUUGCGACAUCUUGGACCAGAGUUAAGAUGUUGUGAUUUCUUGAAGACAGUUCAUCCUCAAAUCCACUUUAAGGGAACUAUUUAGUACUUUAUUACUAAAAGAGAUAUUGCAGCUCAGCUGAGGGGGAUAAUAGUCACUCUCUUUGUAGUCACAUUGAUAAGAUUAAUGGGUGUAGCUCAGUAGAAAGAAAUUUGUUCCUAACAGAAACUGCUCACCCAAAAGCAAAGUGAUUGGAUUUUUUUUUUAUGUUAUUUUCACUGAGUCACUGCUGAGUUAUUCCAAACUAAUGUCAUUUAGACUCUGGACGCCUCCUCACUGAUUUUAGAUCAACAAAUCAAGACAUGAUUGAAGUGCAAGCUUUAACAAACAAAUUGGAAUAACAGCUAUUUUUGUACAUAGUCCUCAGUUUCCAGAGGCUAAAAAGUAAUUGGACAACUGACUGACAGGCACCUUCAUGGUGAUGCCGUUAUCUUCGUUAUUUCAUGACAAAGUGCAGAACAGAUAAAAUAUUUGUUGCUGAUUCCAAAUACCAAGCUUACAUUUGGUAGUUGUUCGCUGGAAUUCGCAUUAUGAGGUCCAAAGAAAACUGAAAUAUUAAUCAACCACUAAUUAAGUAUUUCUAAAGUGUACAAUCAAGAGACAUUUACAUGAAUGAAAAAAAGGGUUUACAACAAAGCUCAAACUGCUGGUUAUACAAGAACAAGAAGGGCAGAUUACAGCAGAAAGUAUCUAAAGGAGCCUGCACAGUUCUGAAGAAAUAUUGCAAAGAAUAACCAGAAUGAUGGCGACAGAAACAUACCAUACCACAUCAUCCAUCAAACAUGGUGCAGGCAUGUAAUGGUAUGGACAUGUGUGGCUGCCAACACAACUGGCCCUCUAGUGUUUAUUAAUAUUGCGAUUGCUGAUAGAAGUGGCAGAAUUAGUUCUAAAGUGUGCGAGGCAUUGAUCUCCGCUGAGUUCAGUUUCAGCCAAAAGUUCAAAACUGAUCCGAGAACCCUUCAGUUUGAAAAUGGAUAGUGACUCAAAGCGCAGGGCAAAAGCUGCCCAAGAGUUUCUUGAGGUAAAGAAAUGUGAUAUUCUUCAAUGGCUAAGACAGUCACCUGACAUGGUUUUAGUUAUUAAAUAUAGAAAUGGUGGCAGAAAGACCCACAAAGAGCAACUGAAGGAGCAACAGUAAAGUCCUGGAAGAGCAUCUAAAGGAGUAAAUGCAGCAUUUGAUGAUGUCAGUUUUCAUCAAAAAAACCAUCUCCGAUUUAUUUUGUUUUUUCAGGCUAAUGAUAGCUUCCUUCACUUGCAUCAACACCACUUUGGACCUCACUGAGAAUUAAAUGCAAUCCUUUUAGGGGCUUUUAUCAGCUGUAUUUAUCAUGGAUUAACAAGGGAACAGACCUCAUCUGAUCACAAUCAUACUUUUUAGCCUGCAGUAGGCAUUUGGUAAUGUCCAUUGGUUCUAGACUUCAAGGUUUACAGCAAAAGUAUUCAAAUUAAUCCUUAUUUUUAAAUUUGUCUUAUUCAAUUACUUUUGAGCCUCUGAAAUUGGGGACUUUGUAUAAAAAUGUGUGCGAAACGGUUAAUGCAAUACUUUUGUUAAAACCCUUUGAAGUCUGCACUUGAGUCACAUCUUCAAUGCUUGAUUUAAAAUCUUCUGUGGUGGUGUGCAGCUCUGUAACUGUGCUAUCGUCCAAAUAUUUGAGGUUUUAGAGACCAGAGAAAAAAAUAUUUCAAUUUGAUUUCUGUAUGAACUUCCUCUUUAAUAUGACGACAUACGUCAGAUCAUCAUGAAUCAACCACUAGCUUUAAAUGUAAAGUCUUUUGUAUGGUAUUUUCAGCGUACACUCUGAAUCGUUGAGAAUGAUUUAGCUCGAUGUAUUGAAAACACUUUAGUGCUGUUCAGUCAACACCAAUGUAAGAUAACAGUGAAACAGGAUGCAGCAGCAAAAGGUAGCAUGCCUUACAUUUAAAAAAAACUUAACUUUGUUAGUUGCUUCUGUUAGCUAGUUACACUUGGCAGUUACUCUUUAAUAUUUAGUAAAUAGAUUUUAAUUUUGUCAUGCGUAACUAGGAAGAGCUUGAAGGGACAGGCAGCUGGUUCAAUCUUUUGCCUUCCUGGGUCUAUGAAAACACCUGAUUGUUACAUUUAACAGGGACAGUGCAUUUUAAUGGACAAUGUAAAAAACAUAAGAUAAAAAAAUCCCAAAUUUGGGCAAAAAACACUAAAAGUGGUUAACUUACAUAACAAAGGCUCAAGUCUUAUAGACAUGCUUACUUCUUUUGUGCCUAUAGAUAUUACUGAUAUUCAACAUUAAAGAAAAAAUACUGCUUUUGUGGCCUAUUCAAUGUAGAAAGCACCUAAGAAGCAUCUAAAUAUCUCUGUGAAACCAGCUGCAGAGUAAAGUUCAGCUAAUUGAACUGAAAUCAGCCAAUAAGUCACAUCUGAACUAUUCAUAAUAAUGUCAGUAUAUAUAUAUAUAUAUAUAUAUAUAUAUAUAUUAAAACAAACCCAUUUGGCUGAUUGUUAAUUACUAGGAUUACAUUAUUUACUGAGAGAUGUUGUGGGUAAAGUUGAGUCGAUCAAUCAACUAAUCUCAUACCACCAGCAUUUUUUAAUGGCUUUUAUUGACUGAUAACGACAAAAGGCAACCAAAUGUGUCCAGUUGUCAUAUAAUUUAUUUCCAUCUGUCCUGUAACAGCAUACAUUCCAUGUUUAUGAUACAAAAACUGUAAUUUUGUCUCUUUUUCUUAUUUUUAUUUCUUUUUUUUUCAGCAUAUCCAAAACAUUUCAACGUACACUGAUGUGUAAAUCAGAUUCAAUGUUUCUUUGUGCAUUUAAACCUCCUCUACCUCUCACUGUCUUUCCAAUAACUGUGUUUGAAAGAUUAUUACCAUUAGAAAGAAGAAAGUGUUCGAUGUGUUGUUAACAUCAUUUCCUUCAUGUUUGUUAAAUCUGUUGGAGGGAACAACUCGAGUCCUGAUUCUCACAAGGGGAAUGUACAGUAUGUUUAAGCCCUUGUAGCUUGUUUCCUUUCAUUUGUUUAAACAAUUUAGUAAUAAAACAUUAAAAUAAAAUUUAAAAAAUC